Molecule: messenger RNA, 1491 nt
Organism: Exaiptasia diaphana
Lineage: Eukaryota; Metazoa; Cnidaria; Anthozoa; Actiniaria; Aiptasiidae
Product: eukaryotic translation initiation factor 6
Exons: 8
Coding region: 131-868 (245 amino acids)
Biological process (GO): cytosolic ribosome assembly; assembly of large subunit precursor of preribosome; maturation of LSU-rRNA
Cellular component (GO): preribosome, large subunit precursor; cytosol; nucleolus
Molecular function (GO): ribosomal large subunit binding
Source: RefSeq, a predicted model, not a curated record
GGCUGUGGUGCAACAUUUCCUCCAUGUGACACAGCAUUGCAGAAAGAAAAGAAAGACAUUCGGYAAAAACACUUCGUAAGAUAACAUAGCCCUAAAAUCKUACAUUACUUWCAAAGAYUAACUAUCGAAAAUGGCUGUGAGAGCUCAGUUUGAAAACAGCAAUGAAAUCGGAGUAUUUUCAAUGCUMACAAACACGUACUGCCUCGUUGGAGUUGGAGCUKCUGAAAACUUUUACAGUGUCUUUGAAGGCGAGUUAUCUGACAUUAUUCCAGUUAUUCACACAUCAGUUGCUGGUUUGAGGAUYAUUGGACGUCUAAGUGUAGGUAAUCGACAUGGACUUCUACUUCCAAAUACCACUACAGAUCAGGAACUUCAACACAUCAGAAAUAGUCUGCCAGAAGCAGUUAAAAUUCAAAGAGUCGAAGAACGUCUUUCUGCACUUGGAAAUGUKGUGGCUUGUAAUGACUAUGUAGCUCUUGUUCAUCCAGACUUGGACAGAGAAACGGAAGAAAUUCUUGUUGAUACYCUAAAAGUGGAAGUCUUUCGACAAACUAUAGCUUCAAAUACCCUUGUUGGUACCUACUGCUCUCUUAGCAAUCAAGGAGGACUGGUCCAUCCAAAAACCACCAUAUCAGACCAAGAUGAAUUAUCGUCAUUGCUACAAAUACCAAUUGUGGCUGGUACAGUGAACAGAGGUAGUGAUGUCAUCGGAGGAGGUCUUGUGGUCAACGAUUGGAGUGCAUUUUGUGGUUUGGACACAACCAGCACWGAACUGUCAGUUAUAGAAAGUGUAUUCAAAAUUGGGGACGCACAGACAUCUGCYAUUACUACCACUAUGAGAGCAAGCUUAGUGGAAAGUAUGACAUAACAAGACUCACAAGAUGAGCAGCUGAAAUAUACAGUAUAUUAUCUUAACGUUAUUAAAUUUCAAAAUGUGCAUAAUUUCCUACUGGUUCAAAACUGACCAUGGAUAGUACAUGUACAGUGUUCACAAGCAUAGAUGUACAAUGAGAAUUUGCCAUCUCAUUCCUGGUAUUGUGAAAAGACACAAGUUCCAUUUUACUGAUGCUGCUGAACAUGAGCUUUCCUUUAUUACUGAUACAUUCAUGUAUCGAUCUUCAAAAUAAUAUUCCUAUUAUGGAGUUAUGAAUCACAUUUUAGGGGUAUCRAAUGGUMAAAUCCAAGCCUUGCCGAGCCUUCGAGCCCCUUGUUUAAAAUCCGAGCCUGAGCGUUUGCCUGAGCGAGUCCGAUAUUUUGGCAAUUGCAAGCAUUUGAGCCAAAAGCGAUUUUAAAUCUGAGCCCCUUCCUUUUAAGCGCCGAGCUUGCGAGCCUUGGAAAAUUUUUGGAGAGCCUUGCGAUUUCGAUACACUAUUCUAUACCUCUCAUUUUAGAAGUAUCAAACAUGUUUUUUUCUAAGAUUGUUUAUAUCUACUGAUACAGCUGUACAUGAACAAGACAUGUUGAGCAAUAAAUACUGAUUACAAUGUAUAA